AUGGUCUAUUAUUCUCUGGGCGAAGAAUUCUGGGAGUUCAGGGAGAAGUCAAGGGGCCAAGGGGUCAAAAUGAGACGUUGGCACUGGCCCAAGGUGGCGUUCCGCGGAGGAGCGGCGAACCGCGGCUGGAACCCGGGCGCCGACGGCGGCGGCGGCAGGCUAACGGACGUGUUCAACAGCGUGAUGCUGAGCGGCUCGCCCUCCUUCUACGACUGCUACAAAGCGAUUCAAACUGAAAGAAAUGACUAUGGCAGUGAAACAGACUUAUAUGGACUUGUGUCUAAUAUUUUGGAAGAACAAGAUAAGUCACAGCCAUAUUUUGCUGAGGGGACCUGCUCCUCCAAUUUAAAGUCCGUGUGGCCAAUGAACACAAACAGAUUUCCAGAUCACCAUGACCUCUUAACAGAAACCAAAAGGCCAAUGGAUACAACCAUCUCUCAGCAAGCCUUUUAUGGUGGCGAACCUGUAUCAGCAGUGGACAAGCAGUACCUGCAUAAUAGCAAUCUCACAGCACAACAAAAAAUAGAUGAAGUCUAUCAUGGACUUGCUGGCUUAGACCUUGAAGAACAAUGGAUGUACCCCUCACGAAGUGACCCUUCUAACUGUUACACUGUUCAGGCAAGUGAUCCAACAAAAACAACUUUCCAAGAAUAUCCAUUUGUCAGAAACUGUUUUACACCACAGACAGGUCUGUCUGACAUGAUGAAAGAAUCAGGAGUUGAUACUUACCCUUAUGGAAGAGAAAAAAUAUGUGCCAAAGGUUUUGAGGCACCAUUACAGCAAAAAAGGGCAGAGAUGUUUCUUUCUCAAUUUAAUAGGUACAAUGAAAAUGCAGAUUACUGUAGAUACUCAGAAUAUGCUCAUCCUAAUAAGGCUAAGCUUAGUAAAUGUUCCAGUUUUAAUGUCCAAGACAAUAAAAAAUUAGCCAAUGGUGCAUCUGAAACACCAACAGUAGAAGCAGACACCUACACAAAGUUAUUUCAGGUUAAACCAGCAAAUCCCAAAAAAAUGGAAGAGACAAUGCCUGAUCAGCAGAAUUACACAUUUUCCAAGACAACACCACAUCUGACAGAAAAGCAAUUUGCAAAGGAAGCAGCAUUCACUGCUGAUUUUAGCAUGAAAUCAGAAUAUGGACUGAAACCUCAUACAGCGUGUCCAGCUAAUAAUGAUUUUGCAAAUGUCACAGAAAAGCAGCAGUUUGCUAAACCGGAUCCUCCAAAUUCUGAGUAUUUUAAAUCAGUGAAUUUGUUAUCAAACUCAGCAACAUCUUCAGGAGGUAUCAACUUAAACAGACCAACUUGGAUGAAUAUUCAAACAAAAACUAACACUCCUAUUCCUUAUAGAAAUCAAGGUAACUUGAUGAAAUUAAAUAGUCACUUAAGUGCUGCUUCAAAAGGUUCUAGCCAUUCAGAUUUCCCUCAACUAUCAACUACAAAUUUAACCCCAAAUUUAUUUCAAAAGUAUUGCCAAGAAAACCCUUCAGCAUUUUCUAAUUUUGAUUUCAGUUACAAUGGUGCCGAAAGAAUUCAACCUGCCAGUCACUUGGAAGGACUGACAAAGACUGGAGAAGAAAAUCUCUUUGAAUCAGUUAAUGAUAAAAAAAUAAAGCAGGCAAAUGGAUUUUGUGAUAAUUAUUCAGCUCAGCAAUAUGGGAUCAUUGAAAAUGUGAACAAGCAUAAUUUUCAAGCUAAGCCCCAGAGUGGACAUUAUGAUCCUGAGGACGGUCCAAAGCAUUUAGAUGGGUUAUCUCAAAAUACGUAUCAAGAUCUGUUGGAGUCACAGGGUCAUUUUAAUAGCCACAGACAGGGAAGUGGAGACAGCAAUAUGAAUAGCCGUGUGAAUCGCACACAGGCGUCAUUCUUUUCUAAUAAUUAUAUUAUGGGAGAUUUAAGACAUAAUCAGAGUUUUCAACAACUUGGUUCAAAUGGGUUUCCCCUAAGAUCUGCCCACCCAUUUGGCCAUACUGUUGUUCCACUGUUGGAUUCUUAUGAUUUGUUUUCUUAUGAUGACUUAAGCCAUUUAUACCCUUACUUCAAUGAUAUGAUGUAUGGUGAUAAUUCCUUUUCUGGUUUCGUGCCAACUUUUGGAUUUCAAAGACCAAUUAAAACCCGUAGUGGACCAGCUAGUGAACUUCAUAUUCGUCUAGAAGAAUGCUAUGAACAGUGGCGAGCACUAGAAAAGGAGAGAAAAAAGGUUGUGACUUUACUAGGCAAAAUGGAACGUCUUCGAAGCUCUCCCCUUCAUGCCAAUAUCUCUACUGCUCUUGAUAGACACUUGGAGUCCAUUCAUAUUGUACAGUCGCGUAGAAAGGAUGAAAUUGUAAAUGCUUCAAAUAGACAAAGGCAAGGAGUUCCUAGAUGCCAAGAUGAUAGAGAUGUGUUUGCUCUUGCAUCAGCAAUUAAAGAGAUGUGCGUGGCUACUCGGAAAGCACGCACCACCCUCUGGUGUGCGCUGCAGAUGACCUUGCCGAAAACAGCCAGUACACCUGCUCAAGCAGAUGUGGAAAAACCUUUACAAGAUGUAGUAAAUUGUGAUGAUAAAGUCCAUGAAAGCAUGAAUAGUAGCAAUUCAACGAACCAGAGAAGUGAAGGAAACAAGCAUUAAGGAAAUGCCAACAGAAAGACGAGUAAAAGCUGAUAAGAAAAUGUAUCAAGA
Messenger RNA from Echinops telfairi (small Madagascar hedgehog), 2655 nucleotides. It is a transcript of the gene MEIOC, whose product is annotated as meiosis specific with coiled-coil domain. NCBI's taxonomy places the organism in Eukaryota, Metazoa, Chordata, Mammalia, Afrosoricida, Tenrecidae. The record is from RefSeq and is a predicted model, not a curated record. Gene Ontology annotation, biological process: meiotic cell cycle; male meiosis I; female meiosis I. Gene Ontology annotation, cellular component: cytoplasm; nucleus. The transcript has 6 exons. The coding region runs from base 1 to 2604 and encodes 867 amino acids.